AGAUCCAAAUCUCACCAACAGGGAUUUUUCGUCGCCUUCAGAACCCGUUGCCUGGACUUCCGCUUCAAGCUUUACCCAAACCCAACUCAACACCGAGCAAAACUACGCCGUUUCACUUCCCUUCCUCUCAGCUCCGCCUUGGACUCUCUCUCACUCACUCAAACAAACUCAAUGCUCUAAUCAGUGUUUGGUUGCUGAGAAAAUUGAGGUAUAAUAAUUGGAGUCGCUUCGUGAUGGACGAGGAAAAUGCGGUGGAGCUUUUACAGCGGUUUCGCCGCGACAGGCGCCUACUUCUUGAUUUUAUACUUGCGGGUAGCUUGAUUAAGAAGGUUAUAAUGCCUCCCGGUGCGGUUACGCUGGAUGAUGUGGAUCUAGACCAAGUCAGUGUUGAUUAUGUGCUCAACUGUGCUAAGAAAGGUGGAAUGCUUGAACUUUCGGAAGCUAUUAGAGACUACCAUGACCAUACUGGGUUGCCCCAAAUGAACAAUACAGGUUCUGCUGGCGAGUUCUUUUUGGUUACGAAUCCUGACUUUUCUGGUUCUCCUCCAAAAAGGGCACCGCCUCCUGUUCCUGAGUUUGUGCCGCCUCCUGUUAUCAUGCCGCCUCCUGUUAUCAUGCCGCCUCCUGGUGUCAUAUCAUCUGUUCCUGACCUUGACUCAUCCCUGGAUGCAUUAAGUGUGUCAAAAUCAGAAUCUUUUAACUCUACACAAGUUCAGGAACUUACGGUAGAUGAUAUUGAAGAUUUUGAGGAUGAUGAUAUUGAUGAGGCUGAUAGUCUCCUCAUUUCACGAAGGACACGAAAUGAUGCUGCUGAUCUUGCUCUUGGAUUGCCUUCUUUUAAGACAGCUAUCACAGAAGAUGGUCUCCGUGAAACUGCAUAUGAAGUCCUUUUAGCAUGUGCUGGUGCUUCAGGGGGUCUCAUUGUGCCUUCAAAAGAGAAAAAGAAAGACAAAAGGUCCAAGCUGAUGAGGAAACUUGGACGAAGUAGAAAUGAAAAUGCUUUGAGCCAGUCUCAACGAGCCCCUGGACUGGUUGGGUUAUUGGAGACCAUGCGUGUCCAAAUGGAGAUAUCUGAGGCAAUGGACAUCAGGACUAGACAAGGGCUGCUUAAUGCCCUAGCAGGAAAAGUAGGAAAAAGAAUGGAUACCAUACUAGUUCCUCUGGAACUUUUAUGUUGUAUUUCACGAACGGAAUUCUCUGACAAGAAGGCGUAUAUACGGUGGCAGAAUAGGCAGUUGAAUAUUUUGGAGGAGGGGCUUCUUAACUUCCCUGCUGUUGGAUUUGGGGAGUCUGGACGCAAGGCGAGUGAGUUUAGGAUUCUUUUAGCAAAGAUUGAAGAAUCUGAGUCUCUUCCACCAUCCACGGGUGAACUCCAAAGAACAGAAUGCUUGAGAACUCUUCGAGAGAUUGCUACUCCACUUGCUGAGAGGCCUGCUCGUGGUGACUUAACUGGUGAAGUAUGCCACUGGGCAGAUGGUUAUCACUUGAACGUUAGACUGUAUGAGAAACUGCUGAGCAGUGUCUUUGAUAUGUUGGAUGAGGGAAAGCUGACUGAGGAAGUGGAAGAAAUACUCGAGCUAUUGAAGUCGACAUGGCGUGUUUUAGGAAUCACGGAGACCAUUCAUUACACCUGCUAUGCAUGGGUCUUGUUCCGUCAGCAUGUUAUUACUAGCGAGCAAGGAAUUUUACAACAUGCCAUUGAACAGUUAAAGAAAAUACCAUUGAAGGAACAACGGGGACCACAGGAGAGGUCACACUUGAAGAGUUUGCAUUGUAGAGUUGAAGGUGAUCAGGGGUACCAAGAUUUAUCUUUCUUACAGUCAUUCUUGUUGCCAAUUCAGAAGUGGGCUGAUAAGCAAUUAGGAGACUACCAUCUGCACUUUGCCGAGGUGCCAGGUCUGAUGGAGAAUAUAGUAGCAGUUGCGAUGAUUGCUCGGAGGCUUCUGCUGGAGGAACCUGAAGCAGCAAUGCUGCAAUCUACCUCCAGCACAGAUCGAGAUCAGAUAGAAUUAUAUAUAUCAUCUUCUAUUAAGAACGCAUUUACAAGGAUCUUACAUUCUGUUGAAAAAUCAGACUUAAAGCAUGAACAUCCUUUGGCAUUGCUUGCGGAAGAGACGAAGAAACUUUUGAAAAAAGAUGCAACCAUGUUCAUGCCAAUUUUAUCCCAGAGGCAUCCACAAGCAACUGCUGUCUCAGCCUCACUCCUUCAUCGGAUUUAUGGCAACAAGUUGAAACCUUUUCUUGGUGCUGCUGAACAUCUGACGGAAGAUGUAGUAUCUGUAUUUCCGGCAGCUGACAACCUUGAGCAAUACAUUAUGGAACUUAUUACGUCCACUUGUGGAGAGGAAACUGCAAAUGUAUACUGUAGGAAAAUAGCUCCAUACGAGAUUGAAUCUAUAUCUGGAACAUUGGUGAUGCGUUGGGUCAAUUCGCAACUUGGGAGGAUCUUAGGUUGGGUUGAACGGGCUAUUCAGCAAGAGAGGUGGGACCCAAUAUCGCCUCAACAGCGGCAUGGGAGUUCAAUCGUUGAAGUAUUUAGGAUUGUGGAGGAGACUGUUGACCAAUUUUUUGAUCUCAAGGUUCCAAUGAGGCCUACAGAAUUGAGUGGUUUGUUUCGUGGGGUUGACAAUGCAUUUCAGGUGUUUGCUAAUCGUGUCAUUGACAAGUUGGCUACCAAGGAGGAUUUAAUUCCACCAGUGCCCAUUCUUACAAGAUACAGGAAGGAAGUUGGAAUAAAGGCUUUUGUAAAGAAGGAACUAUUUGAUCCUAGGCUGCCUGAUGAGAGAAGGUCUACUGAAAUUAAUUUUAGAACGACUCCAACCCUUUGUGUUCAGUUAAACACACUUCAUUAUGCAAUCAGUCAGCUGAAUAAGUUGGAAGAUAGCAUUUGGGAGCGAUGGACGAAGAAGCAGCCCCGCCAAAAACUUAUCAAGAAAUCCAUGGACGAGAAGUCAAAAAGUUUCACCCAAAAGGACACGUUUGAUGGCAGUAGAAAAGAUAUAAAUGCUGCUAUAGAUCGAAUUUGCGAGUUCACUGGAACUAAGAUUAUCUUCUGGGAUUUGAGGGAACCAAUUAUUGACAAUUUAUAUAAACCAAGUGUUUCUCUUUCAAGAUUUGAAGCAGUGUACGAACCACUUGAUACGGAACUUAGUCAACUAUGUGCUAUAAUUGUGGAACCACUCAGGGAUCGCAUUGUGACAAGUCUUCUUCAAGCAACACUGGAUGGUUUACUCCGUGUUCUAUUAGAUGGUGGCCCUUCACGAAUUUUCUCUGUGGGAGAUGCAAAGCUAUUAGAAGAAGAUUUGGAGGUCCUCAAGGAGUUUUUCAUCUCUGGAGGAGAUGGGCUUCCGCGAGGAGUUGUUGAGAAUCAGGUAGCACGUGUUCGGGAUGUAGUAAAGUUACACAGCUACGAGACUCGAGAACUGAUCGACGACUUGAAGUCUUCUGGUGGCCUGGAAAUGCAGGGUGGUAGAAGCAAGCUAGGGGCUGAUUCUAAGACCCUUUUGAGAGUAUUAUGUCACAGAGGUGAUUCAGAGGCCUCUCAAUUCCUCAAGAAACAGUACAAGAUACCCAAGUCCUCGGCGUAGGGGUUAUCUUUGCUCUUCAGAAAAUUCCUCUAUGGAAAUGUAAAGCUUAAUUCAUUGUUUUUAUCUUUGUUUGUGUAAGUUAUGUACAUGUAAUACGAGCUAUGCUACGUCUUAAAUCUGUAUUUUUUCGGAUUCGUA
Molecule: messenger RNA, 3725 nt
Organism: Pyrus x bretschneideri (Chinese white pear)
Lineage: Eukaryota; Viridiplantae; Streptophyta; Magnoliopsida; Rosales; Rosaceae
Product: protein unc-13 homolog
Exons: 27
Coding region: 234-3587 (1117 amino acids)
Source: RefSeq, a predicted model, not a curated record